Molecule: messenger RNA, 678 nt
Organism: Exophiala aquamarina CBS 119918
Lineage: Eukaryota; Fungi; Ascomycota; Eurotiomycetes; Chaetothyriales; Herpotrichiellaceae
Exons: 1
Source: RefSeq, a predicted model, not a curated record
AUGCCAGAUGAUGUCCAGGCUUCGGGACAUCCAUUAAUAGGUGUCAUUUCGUGGGGAAAGGCCAAUCUAAGCGGAAGAGGAUUGGAUGGCGAUAUGGCCAACCUCAUUGGAGAUCUUGAGGUCCACCGCGUUGUAGCCGACCACCACCGACAGGUGGGCUUGCUCCGCCUAAGCCAGGAAGUCCCUUAUGAUUUCGAUUUCUACCACCAAGCGCUGAAGGUCUUGACAGAGUCUAUGAUCAUCGCUUAUAAGAGCCACAGCAAUUGGCUUCGAAAGCUUCCAAAAUGUUCAAAGAUAAACAAACAUUUCAUAGCACAGCCGCAAGAUUCAGAUCGGAUACGGAGGAGGCGAGGCUAUAGCACAUCUUUAUUGCUGCUCGAGAGAUCCGCCUUUCUCACAGUCGGUUUUCGGCUUCUCGAGUCGGUGUUCGAGAACACGUUCCUCUGCCUCGAUCCUAUCUGUCGUCUCCCCGAUGGAGCCCAUGCUCCCAGACAGUACAAUUGCGCCGUAGUUCAGAAAAUGCUCGAGCGGGGAUUCUGGUAUUUGUCCAAGGCUCGAAACAAUUAUGACGAGUUCUCGCAGGCCUCAAAUCGCAUGGCCAUUCGAAAUGCAUGGCUAUGGGAUGGGGGACGAGGCCAGGCAAGACCAUGGUUGCCUCUAUUGUUCGCACGCUCAGAU